GUUCUUACCAUCACGGGGUUGCCCAUUGACUUUGACCCCUAUGUGCAUGGUCAGUUUGAUGGCACUCAAUUUUCUUUGAGAAUGGAUAUGGCUGGUCGAGGGCAUCACAGCAGAUCCUACCCAUCCUGGCGCGAAUAUUACUGCACCCGGCGUGACCAUACAGGAGGUAUCGCAUUCCUGGAAUUCUGGCUUUGCAAAUUUAUCUUUUGCACUUCUUCCAACAAACCUACUGGACCUUGGAAUUCUCUGGCCACUGCUCUCUACAAUGGUAUUUGCGUUGGCCUUGGGCAACCUGUAUUGGGUGCGUUAUAUCGCUCCCUUUAUAGAGCCGUAAUGCGCCCAUUUGAUACCGAAAUUAGUGGCCCCUUCUGGAUCCUUGCCUUUUGGCUGCAGAUUUAUUUCCCUCUCUUCCGUCGCGGUGAUAUUCCAAAGGAACCUCCAGUUGAUUCCCUUUUGGGGAACUGGCUUUGCCGCAACGUAAGGUAUCGAGCUCCACCCUACUCCGAGUGUUUUAUUUACUUGUACUUGCUGGGAGAGAUGCCGGACCCAAAAAUAGUCCUUUCUAGGCGAUUCCCUCCUCCCCUUGAUGAUGGCUUUCUGCCCAGUGGACGGGAUCAUAGCGAAAGAGCCUUCCUGGCCUUUCGUCGCGCCAUCUCCUGCUUGGAUAUUCGUCUUGCCACUGAACGCGUAAGUUAUGAGCUCUAUGCCCCUAACCAUUUUGCUCGCCAAUUUGGGUUGGCCCAGUUGGUACCCUGGCCUCUGGUUGAUUCUGCCAAUUACUACACCUCUUGGCGGAGAUUAGCCCCACCUGGGUCUGCCCCUUUUCAGAGUCAGUUUACUUUGAUAGUGAUUCCCCCUUGGGUCAGAGCGCUGUACCCCCUCAACGAUGUCGACGAUGAUUAUGCUGAUUGGUGGAAAGAAGUGUCCGUGAACUGUUGGGACCUGCCACAUGACGAACUCUUCGUCCUGAUCUUUCGUGGCAUGAGUAGUCCUGGUCCGGAGGACCGCAAGAUUCUUGAGCGCUUCUCCAACCCUGCAGCACAACCCCCGCGACCUAUUCUACCUUCUCGCUCAUCGCGUCCAGGGAUACAAAUCCACGAGCCUAGGGCAACAGUAAGUUUUUGUCUUUCUUCACCAUUCUUUUUCCUUGUGUUGAUUUUCCCGCUCUUAUUCCUGAGUGUGUUUUGCAGCAAACUACCUGGAGCAGGAUAGCCUCUGUUCAGGCGGGGAAACAAAAGGCAAUAGCAGAGGAGACUUCUGAGGGAGAGUCUUCGCAUGAUGAAGAUCCCGCUGAGGCCACUGCUGUCUUUGCUUGCAAACGCGAUCGAGCUCAAUUCGUCGAAGAGAGUUUUGAAGAUGACGAACCUCUGGGAAUGCGAUUGGUCCGUCAAAGGACCACUAAUCCCUCUCGCCUGAGCGAGGCUGGACCCUCAGCCACUGCAGAAAAGCCAACUCUCUCGCUAGUUCAAGCAUCAACUAACCCCGUG
Rosa rugosa (rugosa rose) is the source of this 1487-nucleotide messenger RNA. RefSeq lists its product as uncharacterized. The record is from RefSeq and is a predicted model, not a curated record. The transcript is spliced from 3 exons. Bases 82 to 1212 code for a protein of 376 amino acids. Lineage: Eukaryota; Viridiplantae; Streptophyta; Magnoliopsida; Rosales; Rosaceae.